AUGGCCACAUACGCUCAACCAUACCAGAGCCAGCACUACGCUCACAGGAGCACUUAUCCACCACUACAAUCUGCCCCCGUUUCUUCUCAGAGCAGCUGGGCUCGCGGCGGCACGGCAGCAGCAGUAGCAGCACCUCCCCCAGUCCCAUACGCAGGCGCUCCGCCACCCAUACCCGCGGGCGUCUCUGUCAACCCGCAACAGUGGCAGGCCGGCUCCUGGCAAAUCAACCCCGCAUACAGGCACCCCGCCAACGCCCCCGCACAGCAGCAGCAUGUGCCAUGGAUCCCGAGCCAUCAUUGGACUCAGCAGUACCAGCCGCCGGCUCAGCACCAGCAGCAGCCGUAUCAGCAGCAAGCCGCCCAGCAGCAAGCGAGCUAUAACCCGUACAAGCGGGUACCCAAGCCGCCUAGUAAAGAGUAUCUAGAAACAGAACUGUCCGCGAAUCCGCUUGGAUUGGAGAACAUGGUUCCUGCCUCUGUGGAAGAAUACUAUCGGCGCGGGCACCAAACACCCUGGAUCUGGAAGCCGCGGGAUCUCGAUGACGACGAGUCGAGCGCUAACGGCAGCACCAGCACCAGCACCAACGCCAACGCGCCGCGGCGGCACACCGACGGCGAUAUCACCCACCAGCCCAGCGAGCCCGAGUCAUUCACAGCGAAACGCGAGCUCCAGCCUACAUUCUCCAGCAAGAUCGUACGCACGCCGGAGCACUACCGCAACACGCCGUCGCCCAAGCGCGCGGGGUCAUACAGCUCGAUCGACUCGAGUCUCUCCUCGCGCAUGAGCUCUUUCAGCAUAAGCACAGGCGAAACCAGCUCGCCUACACCACUAUCGCGACAAUCGACGAUGCCCACCUCGCUCGGCUCCUCGUCCUCCUCCUCCUCGACGUCGUCGUAUCUUUGGUCCAACUCGGCGUCACCGACCAAGCGCGAGUUCGGUGCGGCUGCACAGCCGAUGCUGGCUGAUCAGCUGUCUGAAGAGCCGGAUAGCAUGCUUUCGCCGCUUGUGCUUGCGAAGACGCCUCUGCUCCCUGCGCGCACGGUGAGGAACCACCCGAACCCGCUGUUGUCGACGCAGUCGCUUGAUACCAUCCCUGAAGGCCCUGCGCGGCAAAGUUCGUUGAAUUCGACGGUGCGCGCGCCGGAGCAUAUUAAGUAUUAUCCACCACCACCGCAACAGCAGCAGCAGCAGCAACCUGCGGUUGGAGGGGGAGGAGGAGGAGGAGGAGGAGUGGGUACGAAUGGGAAUUAUUAUAGUAGCAGUAGCUCGUCGCUGCAACACGCGCACACGAUGCCGAAUUUGCCGAAAUCGCAGUAUAUCUACCCGAGCAAUUCGCAUAGUCGACAUCAAAAGGCAGAGGACCACAAUUGGGAGCGGGAACGAGAAAGAGAAGAGCGCGAGAAAGACCGAGAACGAGAGCGAGAACGAGAAAGAGAACGAGAAAGGGGUUUGGGCAGUCGACAUACGACGUACGUCGACCCGCAUCUGCCUUUGAGCGCCAACGCCAACGCCACGACGAACGCAAAGACGCCUUCGCCGCGGAACCACGUGCCGUCUCAUCCAUCCUCGGCACACGCGUCGCCGACGAACAUCACGCCCCCGAACUAUCCCACAUCGCCGCCCCACCAGCAGUCACAGCCGUACGCGUACGCACAACAGCACGCGCACACCGCGUACCCCUCGCCGUCCGCCACAGUCACAUCGCCCGCGUCACACACCGUAUUCUCACCCACCUCCUCCCUCUCCUCCUCCACCGGCCCGUCAUCGCGGCCCUCCCACACAUCGCCCUCCUCCUCCUCCACCGCCGUCGCACCCACCAACAGCAACCCUCUCCCACCACCGCCGCAGCUCCCCACACGCCCGCCCAUCCUCCCAACGCCCCGCACGCCCCCUGCAAAGUACAACACGCGCAUGCGCCGCGGCUUCUGGAAUAGGCGCGGCGACCACCUCACCGCGGACGGGUACAUCGUCUACGCCCCCGCGUCGCAGGCAUACCCGAACGAUCUGGUGUCGUACCCCGAUGAGGGUGUGGGGUACCAGGACCACCAUGGCUUGUUCACGGCGCAUAUGGCGCGCCCCGAGCUGCCGCAGAGUUUGCCGCGUUGGGGGAGGGAGCCUGAGUGUCCUUAUGAGAAGUUUGUUGUGUAUGAAUACACGUAA
Molecule: messenger RNA, 2160 nt
Organism: Psilocybe cubensis
Lineage: Eukaryota; Fungi; Basidiomycota; Agaricomycetes; Agaricales; Agrocybaceae
Exons: 3
Coding region: 1-2160 (719 amino acids)
Source: RefSeq, a predicted model, not a curated record